GAAACGGAAACGCGUCAUACCACAAGCCCCGCCCUCGUCGCUGCAGCGCCAAGUUCAGUUCCCGGUGGAGCGGCCGGUGGUCACCGAGGAGGAUGGUUCAGAUCGUCGUGUCCAGGGACGCCCCGGGGCAGCCGGCCGAGUGGUUACUUAUGGAGCUGCAGGGAGAAAUAGAAGCCCGGAAAGAGGAUGGACUAACCGGGAAAAUGAUGGGCGAUCUGCACUACACCAAGGAGGGGGUUCCUGUUCUUAUCGUUGGACAUCACAUCUUGUACGGAAAAGUGGCACGUCUGGAGAAGCCGUUUGCCGUCCUCAUGAAGAGUAGCAGUCCCUCCUUGGGCGACGCAAUGGACACCGGAGAUGUGACGGAGACAAAGUAUAAUGUGACUGCGCUGAUUAAGAGGAAAAUAAUUUUUAAAACCCGGCCAAAACCCAUCAUCACCAAUGUGCCCAAGAAGGUGUGAGGGGCAGGAGACGGUUCUUGUGGCGGUGGCGGGUUUGGACUUUCACGGAGCAGCACUUGAUCUGGAACAACCUUUCCUUUGGUGGGACCAUAACUGAAUGUAUUUCUUCUGUUAUAUUCUGAUCCCCCUAAAGAAGGCAAGACCCUACGUCAUGUAUCGUGCCCCUGCUAGCUCUGAUCUAGGACACUAGCACUGGCGCCAUAUUUAAAGGGAUCUCAUCAGGGCAGAUGUCCAUUAGCUUAGAGUCUUAUCAGAAGGGGUUGAUUUUUCUUUUACUUAAAGGCAUUAUGCCAAGUUUUUAACAUAUCCCCCCUGUCCAUGUAUUCUGACCACUGGGACCCCUUCAAUGUUGAGAAUUAGAUUCCUUUGUCUUCCUAUAUGAAUGGAGCAGCGGUCGAAUAUGUGUGCUGCCAGCGGUCCCCUAGAGAUGAAUGGAGCGACAGCACACGUGCUCCACCACUGCUCCUUUCUUCCGGGAGGACACAGGACCUCCCCCUUGUGAUCGGUGGGGGGGUCCCAGCCAUCAUUCGCAAAUUGUGUGUAGAUAGUAGAAGUUUAAAACUUGGCACAGCUCCUUUGCUGGAGGUCCAGAAGUGCCCAUGACGGUGCCCUGACUCCUCAGGGUGAAUUCACAGAUGGCAGAUUUGUUGCAGAACGAACAUCCGUUCCAUUCAUCUCAAUGGGGUUGGUUCAGCAGGAGGCACAACGUCUUCUGCAAGCCCCGUUCAGGUGCAGUGGCCGGAAUUUUGCAGAAAAUCUACCGCCUGCAAAUUCCCCCUUAGGGACCAGGAGCGGCGAGACCUCAUUCAUAGCAGCCGCGGCAGGGAGUCUGGCAAGUGCAAGGCCAUUUUGUAGGUGUAUUUUAUUAGGACUUCCACAUCCGAUGGAGCUUCCCUUUAAGAACUUUCAAUGGGAGGACAAGGCAAUGUGGAUUUCCUACAGCCACCCAUGAGAUCUGAGAUCCACCAGGAUCUACUGAGCACCUAAGAAAUGGUACAUCGCCCGUGCACUGAAUAUUCCUGUAAAACCGU
Molecule: messenger RNA, 1492 nt
Organism: Bufo bufo (common toad)
Lineage: Eukaryota; Metazoa; Chordata; Amphibia; Anura; Bufonidae
Gene: CHTF8
Product: chromosome transmission fidelity factor 8
Exons: 3
Coding region: 93-461 (122 amino acids)
Biological process (GO): mitotic sister chromatid cohesion
Cellular component (GO): Ctf18 RFC-like complex
Source: RefSeq, a predicted model, not a curated record